UUCCCUGACACAUCACACUGCCUGUACCAUAUCACAUAAAAUACAAUCCCGUUAGAUUGAUUUAUUCCCUAUUCAAAGUCGUCUUCUUGUUUUGGAGUGCCUUUGUAUCUAAGGUUAGUCAAGAAUUAUUCUUAGCUGAUUAGUUGUACAGACACCGUCUAGUUAACGCUUGGGUGUAGUGUUUUUUCUUCCGGUGGGGAAUUCCUUUUUUUGCGAAGCAGUCACCGGUCCAUAUAGAUAGCGGCGUUGCAUUCAUCGGUUUACAACCUAACGAAGUUCAUUGUACGAGUUGUUGCGCAUUUGUAUGCUUCCCGCAUCAUCGUCAACAUUAACUGCUGUCACUUCUGAACGGACCUCCGCAGCUGUCUCAGUCGGUACAGAUUCUUCUGGUCAUUCAUCAUGGCGCAAGCACUGCAGCAGUACAAACUACAACUUUCGAGGUAAUUCAUGGUGAGAUCUUGGUGUUAAUAAGGUUAUAUACAAAAUCGACACAUGGUCUCUGUUCCUAGCUAGAUUCGAAUCAUUUACAGCUGGCCAGAAUGGAGGGGGAGGAAACAAACGAACCUCAACCGAACGAUGAAGGAUCUGUCACAGCUAGUCUAGCGAAUAUUUCCAUACCGGCUUCUGAAGCCAACUCUCCGGACCACUCUGAGAGCAGUCAGUCCCGUCCUGAGACUCCUUCCAUUCAGCCACAACAAAUCACAGAUCCCGAACGUUCCAAUCGCCUCUUUGCUGACUCCAAUGCCGCUGGUGAAGAGGAUACUCGUCUGUUUAACCCGCUGGACUAUGAAGACUUUGAUGAACGGCAGCGCAGUCUGGAUACAUUCUUGGAUACUUAUGCACCAUCCAAAGUCAAGAGAUCAGACGGUGUUGGGAAAAUCAUUGUGAACUCAUUACGUUUUAAGGACGAGGGUCUUGGAGACGUAGAAAAGAUACAAGAGGAAUUCAAAAAGCUAUCACACGAAGAAGUCAACUGGCCCACUGUCCGGAAACUUGCGUUGACUCAUAGGUGUAAAAGUGGUAUUUGGCUUGUGUUUCAAAACACCAGGGAGAAAGUCGACGAAGCGUGGAGGAAAAUCGCCAAGGCUACGGUGGCAGAUAUGCUUGGUACUCACGCUAAGGUCACGCCGACUGAAGAUGCAGGAACACCCGAGGAAGUCUUACACUCCGGACAGUAUGUCAUCAGUGUUUAUGCUGAGAACUUUGAUAAGAAAGACGAAGUGUAUAACUUGGAGGAUAAGAUUCGGAAACUUGGUAUGACGGAUCGCAUGGCCUUCAAACCUCGUGUUUACUCCAAGAUUGGUGUGUUUUCCGAAAACAAGUGGGGUUUGAGACCGGGCAUCUAUACGUCACAUUGGCACCCCGACGUCGAUGAGUCUAAGAUAAGGGACAAUGAAAAAUGAAUUUGAUUGCUUAAUGGUAGAUCAGUCUUGAGUUUUUAGUCUAAGGAAAAUUAAGAAGCCUCCCCCCCGCGGAAAAAAAAUUAAAAAAAAUAAAAUAGAAUUUGUUUUAACGGAUUUGGAUUUAUAACAACUUAGGCACUGUAUUAUUUUUACGGGGUUCGCCUAAUUAGGGGAUCCAAUAAAGCAUCUCAUCUAGGCGCUUUGUAACCUUCGGGGAAAGACGCCUGAUAUACAUGCUGAUAUGUAUACAUUUAUGCAUGCAUGUAUGUAUGUAUGCAUACUUUGUAUGUAUGAAAUAAAACUAAAAUUGCAUACAAAGGCUCCAUACCAUCUCAGCUAUCAUUUAUCCGAGUUUGUUUUGUCUUUAUCCUUGUAUAACUGUCCGUCCUGAAAGGGGUUAGUUUCUAGUGAUGGCUUUAAGACCAUCUCGGUGACGGAGUUCAAGUGUACUUUGUUUAAUAAGGGAAUAAAAGGGUAGCGACUAGUGUGACACGGCAAUUCGAGCAUGCAGCACCUUCACCUUGUCAGCACCUUCUCUUUUUAAAUUGUUGCGCGCGCAGUUUGUUUACGUGCUUAAGCUAGCAACCGCUCGUGAAAUAGGUUUAGGCUUUAGCAAUUUUGUUUGCUACUUUAAGCAAACAAAUUUGCUUACCGUUAAGCAGCCCUAUGCAAUUUGGCCAUGCACAUAGUGCAACAUAUUUGCAAUACGUUGUUAGUGUGGCGUGCAGCGGUGUGUACUUUACGUGUGUUUGUAUGGUAGGUGUAGCGAAGUAAACGAGUGUCUAAAAUGCUUAAGAAACGUUGUACAUUGUAUCAUCUUCUCAUUUACUCUCAAGUUAGUGUGUAAACCUUUCAAGUGGCGCUUUGAACCAUAACAAAUAGUAUGAUAAGACAGAAUUUUUUUAUCGCCCGCCAUUGUGUCAGUAGGGGGCCCAUACCUUCUUCUUUGUUGCUAAAGCAAACGAUCUAAAAUCUUGCGCCUGAAAUAGGUGUACGUUUAGGAAGGGGUAGAAUGAUUUAAACAAUUAUUUUUGCUUACCGUUAAGCAGAUCUAUGAAAUUUGACCCUGGGCUUAUUUUCUGUCCAAAUUUGGUCAAAGUUUUCCAUGCGUGAGGGAGGGAUAGUGUCCUAAAACUGUGUGCGGUAUCACUUUUCAUAAUGUAUUGGGGAAGGUUUUCUUAAUUCACUAAGAAGCGCUUGAAUACAAAUUUGAAAGACUUUUGUUUACUUAAGUGUAAAGAUUUUGUGCAAUUUUGACUUGUCACACAUGUCUUUAAGAGCAGGACACAGAAAAAUAAAGUGUGUACAAGUUCUUUUCUGAAGUUAAUUUUUAUUUCACAUAAUUAUGUUUCUUCUAUUUCUCAAAAAAUGUGCUUUAUUAGGGUUACUUUAACUUACUUUUUGUAAUUUUGACUUGUCACACAUGUCUUUAAGAGCAGGACACAGAAAAACGAAAGUGUGUACAAGUUCUUUUCUGAAGUUAAUUUUUAUUUCACAUAAUUAUGUUUCUUCUAUUUCUCAAAAAAUGUGCUUUAUUAGGGUUACUUUAACUUACUUUUUGUAUAGGUUUUCCAGGCCAGUUUCAGCAAAAAAAAACACAAUUAAAUUCAUUAACAUGCAUUCAAAUUCACGCAUUUUCCCCUGUACCUCUCAAACUAGGUUUUCUUUUAGCUCUUAAUGCAUUCAACUUCGUUUUCGUGCACACAUGAUUGCAUUUUUCUCGUUCAGAUUCGCUUCAGUCAUUCUAUUUCAUUUAUAGGUAUUCAAGACUACACUUUGACCAUUCUUAAAGUGAAGGUACACGUUU
Messenger RNA from Asterias rubens (European starfish), 3210 nucleotides. RefSeq names its product UPF0696 protein C11orf68 homolog. Bases 540 to 1403 code for a protein of 287 amino acids. The transcript has 5 exons. Lineage: Eukaryota; Metazoa; Echinodermata; Asteroidea; Forcipulatida; Asteriidae. The record is from RefSeq and is a predicted model, not a curated record.